AUGCUCAUCAGAGGUAGCCGACAUGGAAGGGAAGAUGGUGACUGCUCUCCUUCUUUGGAAUGCCCUGUUGGAAGUGGGCAAAUAUACACAGAAUGUGGUUCCUUAUGUGAGACAACUUGCCAUGAAUUAUCUCAGCCGCUCACAGAUUGUAACUCAGAAAGUGUCUUUGGUUGUCGUUGUCCGAAUGGAACAUUACUUAAUAACCAGAAGAAAUGUGUUAAAAUUGAAUACUGCACCUGCUUUGAUAAAUACACACAGCUGCAUUAUGAUGCUGGGACAUCUUUGCGGAGAAAGGGAGAUGAUUGUGUAUGUACUCGUGGAAAAUGGAUUUGCCAAGAAGCAAAAGAAGAAAUUAUUUGUCCUAAAAACCAAAUUUGGUCAAUGAAUGCUACAAGUUGCCAAGAAACAUGUGCAACUUUAUCAAAACCUGAGAAGUGUGUUUUCUUCAGUAAUGAAUAUGAAGGAUGCAGAUGUGAAAAAGACCUUGUUAUGUCACCAAAUGGUAGUUGUAUUGACAGAGAUGCUUGUCCUUGCCCAUAUGGAGAAACAUGGAUGAUGCCAAAAACAAUGCUUGGAAGUACAGUGUGUAAUGUUGUUUCACCAGAAUUGCAUGCAUCUAGUGAAUGGCAACUCCAAUAUGACAGUUCACCUGUUCAUUCAGUGCAGCUUGUGCAGCAGUUUUUGGCCAAACCCAACAUUCUCCAGCCAUAUCACGUUGAAAGUACCGGUUCUUGUCCGAUCACUGGUGUAAGCAAUGUUGAGCCUACCACAUGUUGGGCAUCAGGUGAUCCUCAUUAUUUUACCUUUGAUGGCAUUCACUAUACAUUUGAAGGAGAUUGUGAAUAUGUUUUGACAGAGGCUGUUGAUAAAACAUUUGCAAUUACUAUUAAAAAUAUCAAAUGUGGCUUUCCUGCAGUCACUUGUACCAAAGACGUUGUUGUCUAUUUGCUCAAUAAUAAGAUCCAUUUUGUAAUGGACAAGAUUCCCACUAUUGAUGGUGUAAAAAUCUCUGACAGAGGAAUAGCAACAUCAGGAUUUUCAAUAAAGAAAUCAGACUUCUACUACUCAUUAUUUACCAAUAUAGGAUUAACUGUCCAAUGGGAUCAAGGUACAAGGGUGUAUGUGCAUUUAGCAGAAAACUGGAUGGGAAAAGUUCAAGGGCUGUGUGGUAAUUUUGAUCGAGAUUCUACCAAUGAUUUUAUGUCACGGUAUGAAUCUAUUGAACGUGUUCCUUCAGCAUUUGCCCACAGUUGGAGAGUUUUUGAUUGUCCAAUGGUUCCACAGAACAAGCCUGAAAAUAAUGUUCACCCUUGUGUUUAUAACUCUAUAAGGAAACAGUGGGCUAUGGAAAGUUGUGGUACAAUAAAAAAAGGCCCUUUGUUUGCAAGCUGCCGUAAUAUCCUACCUGAUAAUGUUGUCAAAGAAUAUUAUGAAGAUUGUCUCUAUGAUGCUUGCGGCUGUAAUCUUGGAGGUGAUUGUGAAUGUUUGUGUACUGCAGUAGCCAAUUUUGCUACCAAGUGUGCUACUAAUGGAGUUCCUGUAAAUUGGCGUUCUUCUGAACUCUGUGGUGUCAUGUGUACUGGUGGUCGAGAGUACAGAGCUUGUGGGCCUGCAAACCCACAAACAUGCAGAGAUUUAAGUUCUACUCAUAUAAAUGAUAAUGGAACAUUUUGCACUGAAGGAUGCUAUUGUCCAGAGGGUCAAGUAGAAGAUGGUGAUAAGUGCAUACCUAAAACGGAAUGCCCAUGUCUAGAUGAGGAGAAUAUUUAUCCAUCUGGAACGUUCAUUAUUAAGAAUAAUUGCAAGAAUUGCACUUGUAAAGCUGGAAACCUGUUUUGUGUAACUUGUAACUGUACACUUGACCAGUACCAAUGUAGUGAUGGAGAAUGUAUUAAUAAAACUAAAGUUUGUGAUGGAGUUUAUGACUGCAAUUUAGCAGAUGAUGAAGAUGACUGUGUAUCAACCACUGUGAAGUAUACCACCUAUGUAUCAACUACAGAAUCUAGUAUUGUUACACAAACGACAGGAAGUUGUAUCUCUGUUGGUGCAGCUUUACCAGGCAAGGCAGUCUUGUGCUUGCAUUUCCCAGCUUACCUUUCAACACCACUCUACACUAACAUAUCAACAACAGUUCCACCCAGUGUGUCUACAACAGUUUCACCUAGCACUAUGACUACCACAACUUUUGAAUGUGAAAAUAUUGAUGGAAUGGACAAUGAGAAUGUAAUAUCUGAUGAUUCGAUCAUACUUAAUCCUCCUGGUAAUCCAAGUGAUAUUCGACCCAAUGGACAAGGUUGGAAAACGAAUACUACGGGGAAUAGGAUUAUUUAUAUAGAUAUUGGAGAUGACCUUAACAACGGAGGAGAAGUUUAUCUUGUCAAAUCAAAGAAUAUAGAAAUUUAUCAAGUAGAAUUGUUUGGAAAAGUAAAGGUGAGUUUAAUAAUUGCCUGGUGUGUGUGUUUGCAAAGUUUUGAUAUGUGA
Octopus bimaculoides (California two-spot octopus) is the source of this 2481-nucleotide messenger RNA. RefSeq lists its product as uncharacterized. NCBI's taxonomy places the organism in Eukaryota, Metazoa, Mollusca, Cephalopoda, Octopoda, Octopodidae. Gene Ontology annotation, cellular component: extracellular matrix. Gene Ontology annotation, molecular function: protein binding. The record is from RefSeq and is a predicted model, not a curated record.